UGCCCCAUUUACCCCCGGAUGCGAUGGACAGACUGUGUUGUAUCCGUCUGUAAGCUUCAGAUCAGUCAUUAGUUUAUCUCUCAGGAUGCGCUGUCAUUGCAUUUGCGCAUUUGUGUUGAAAUAACAGCAAAUGUUUAUAGAUUUGUAACGUUAUAGGCUUUCUGUGUGUGUAAAAUAGCCACUGUUUUAUGGAUUUAAAACUAAAUUUGACAUUUAGUGUUUAUGAUAUGCUAUAAAAAUAAAAUAAACAUGCGUCUACCUGAUCUGAAAUGAACCUGUCUCAUAUCUUCAGUUAUCAUUUCAGUGUCAUGUUAGCCGAACUGCUAACAGCUCGAAACAAACACUGACAGGCCUAUAAAAAUGUCACUUUCUCACAGAAAAUACUUCUAUUUUAUACAUACCACAUGAAUAAGGACAUUCCGUGUGUUCGUGUCGACAUUAGUGUUAUAUUGAUGUAUUUAAUAUCGACGUUAUUUUCUGUCAUUGGAGUUUGUUGAUAUUAUGUAGCUGACAGGCUAACCGGCUAACGGCACGUCAAUGCUAACAUGAACUGUAAAUAAAUGUGCGUGUUCUUUUAGGGAAAUAAUAAAGCUUUAGACUUAACGUUUGUUAUUCAAAUAAUGUUAUUGGUUUAGCAUAUUUUGACAUCUUCAACUUACUCCAAAGGCAAAAUGGCACUUUUAAAGAGAAGAAUGUUAGAUGACUGCUGAGAUACUAUCAGACCUUUAUAAAAUGCCUUCAAGGACAUUUAAUGCCACAGUAACCCGUGUGUAUUAUCGAGUCUGUGAUGGAAAGAUGCACAAGGCUGAAUAAUGUUGAUGUUUGGGACAAUCCAUUUACAAAAGUAUGUUUUGUUAUUUUGGUUUAUUGUGGCUUAUUUUAGGAACAUUGAACAAUCAAUAAUGGGUUUAUGUCAUUUUUAACAUCAAGGUCUGGAUCUGGGUACAAAACACACUUUGAUGUUAGUAACUAAAGGUCCAGUUUGAAUAGAUUUGUAUCUGUAUUUAGUUUGUUUCAUGCCAUGGGUGAAUAUUUACUAAACAAUUCAAUAUUUAGAUGGGGUGAAAAUAAAACAUUUUCGACAAAAAUUUGGAGGGUAAGACAGAACUGUCACUGUCAUUUGUUUAUUUGUACAAAGAGAUUGAUAGGUCUUUUGGUAGGAAUUUAUUGUCUUUAUUAACAACCCUUAUUGCGUUUUUUUUUAACAGUGAGUAUUUAAAAAAGAGACAAAUUACUUGGUGUGUUUAUAUCCUAAAGUGUGCAUGAUUUGUAAAAGAUAUCUAAAUAUGGGUGACAAACCACACAUGUCCUAUGGUGUGACAGCAGAAAUUUUGAAAAUAAUAACAGUGAAGAUAAAUCUCUCUCGUGAUAUUUUAGAUUAUAUAAAUAAAUAUUGAUACUAUAAAAUAGUAUAUUAUGAACAGUUUGUUUUCUAUUUUUUUGCUGUCACACCAUAGGAUACAUGGUAUAGUUUUUUGUCAACAACCUAUAUCCUUUUGGAUUCUGAUUAUCAAUAAACUUGUCUUUUGGUAUCUUCAUUUAUAUGUACAUUCCCAGGAUUUCAAUGUGACUUGUAAAUUGUAGCCAUUUUCAUUGGUUGACAAUCAAAGUUUGCUAAUUUGCAUAUAACUGAUGCUUAUUAUAUUUAAGGAGGAACUACAGUAAUAUGUUGUCAUUACUUAGAAUUAACUUGAAAGUAAAAUAUCCUUAUUUGUCAGCAUUCGAAUGCUCUUGUGUGUUGUGGUGGGGGAGUCAUGGUGGUGUUAAUAUAAGCAUUAUUUUUGAAAUACAAAAUAUAUUUUUGAGCUAAAAUAAGACUCAAUGUCAUGGUUUUAUCUUAAAAAUAUUCAUUCAAAAUAAUACUGUAGUAAAGCUAUAGUGUAAAACUUGUCAGGCUUGAUCAAAUUAUCACAUUUAUUCUGUUUUUGUCUCCAAAGCUUCCAGCAUCACUUAGUUGUUUCUUGUAUUGUAUGAAGAUCCUGUCUCUAGUGAUUCUGGUUUGGUCGGCCAGAUUUUUCAUUGACUUGAUGCUGUGUAAUGAUUUCUAAUCUAAUGAUACUUUAUUAUUGUGUAGCUUGUAAUGUCUGGCUCUGAUUUGUAUCGUAAAAUAACCUAACAUGAAACUUUUUUCCCAGCCCAGAAUUUAUUUUUGCUUUAAAGUAUCCCCAGACAGAUAAGUUUUAAUGAGAACCCUACUUGCUUUUGAGCUUAUGCUACAGUAUAUUCCCCCUCAUAAUGUUUCUCUCCGUUUUAUCUCUUUCCUCUUACCCACAAUCCCCUGUGACGCUGGACCACGGUGAGACCCUGCAAAUUAUUCCCAUAAGAACUGCAGUUUCUUUCCACUACAACUGUAAACGUAAAGCCCUCAAGUUGAAUUUUGCCAAUCCACCGAUCAAACCUACUUCCAGAAUUACGCUGACCACGGCCGGACUUCCUUUCCAGAACCCACACAUAGAAAGGCUGCGAACGCACAGCAUCGAGUCGUCCGGGAAGCUGAAGAUCUCUCCGGAGCAACACUGGGACUUCACCGCAGAAGAUCUGAAAGAUCUCGGAGAGAUCGGACGAGGAGCGUAUGGCUCGGUCAACAACAUGGUGCACAAACCUAGCGGACAAAUCAUGGCCGUCAAAAGGAUCAGGUCGACGGUGGACGAGCGAGAACAGAAGCAGCUCUUGAUGGAUCUAGACGUGGUCAUGAGGAGCAGUGACUGUCCCUACAUCGUCCAGUUUUACGGCGCUCUGUUUCGUGAGGGGGACUGCUGGAUAUGCAUGGAGCUCAUGGCUAUCUCCUUCGACAAAUUCUACAAAUACGUUUAUUCCUCUUUAGAUGAAGUGAUUCCAGAGGAGAUUUUAGGAAAAAUAACAUUAGCUACUGUGAAAGCACUUAACCACUUAAAAGAAAGCUUGAAGAUUAUUCACAGAGACAUAAAGCCAUCAAAUAUCCUCCUGGACAGGAAAGGCAACAUUAAGCUGUGUGAUUUUGGCAUCAGCGGGCAGCUGGUUGACUCCAUCGCCAAAACUAGAGAUGCAGGCUGCAGACCAUAUAUGGCACCGGAGAGGAUAGACCCCAGUGCUUCCAGACAGGGUUAUGAUGUACGCUCAGAUGUGUGGAGUUUGGGAAUUACACUGUAUGAGCUGGCCACGGGACGGUUUCCCUACCCAAAGUGGAACAGUGUGUUUGAUCAGCUCACACAGGUGGUGAAGGGCGACCCGCCUCAACUCAGCUGCUCAGAGGAGAGACAGUUCUCCCCUAAAUUCAUCAACUUUGUCAACCUGUGCCUUACGAAAGACGAAUCAAAAAGGCCAAAGUACAAAGAGCUUUUGAAACAUCCCUUCAUUCAGAUGUACGAGGAGCGUUCGGUAGACGUGGCCAGCUACGUCUGCUUGAUUCUCGAUCAGAUGCCCGCUUCUCCCAGCUCACCGAUGUACGUCGACUGACACGCACACCUGAACAUCCACAUGGACGAGAAACGAUUAAAGCUAUAGUGUAAAGAUCCACUCCAUCACAGAACUGCAGUAUUAAACCAUGAAAAAAACACAAACACCGCCUGCAAAAGAUCGGUGUUCAACUCAAGUUCGACUGUAAGAUACCUCCAACCCAUCUCACACACACACACGCACACAUCCGUUAAGAGUAAAUAUACUAGUGUCUGAAUGUGGCGGUCUCGUGGUCGGAAUGGCUUUGAUCUUAAAUAUGGAUGCAGAUUAAUGAUUUUAAACAAAUAUAAAAGAAAUGAAAUAAUAUUAAGCCUGGAAUUGUAUUUAUACUUCUGAAAUCACUUGUGGAAUAUAUGAUUUGAAAAAAGCUUUGACAUACUGGAACUCUUAUUUGUGUCUGCUCCCUUCCUCAUAAUGUAUGUGAUGUUAAACGUGUUUUGUAUGUUAAAGAGGUUUGUGUAAGGUGAAUGAUGCAGAGGUGGGCGGGGUUUCUGUAUUGAGGUCAUUUCCUCAAUGAGUAUGUCCUGUUAUAUCAAUAAAACUGAGGGCGAUGGAAACCA
Triplophysa dalaica is the source of this 3995-nucleotide messenger RNA. Its product is annotated as dual specificity mitogen-activated protein kinase kinase 4. The coding region runs from base 2236 to 3435 and encodes 399 amino acids. The record is from RefSeq and is a predicted model, not a curated record. Gene Ontology annotation, molecular function: ATP binding; JUN kinase kinase activity. Gene Ontology annotation, biological process: MAPK cascade; protein phosphorylation. Lineage: Eukaryota; Metazoa; Chordata; Actinopteri; Cypriniformes; Nemacheilidae. The transcript is spliced from 11 exons.